CGCGCAGGCGCGCGGGGAGGCUCAGAAGCGAAUUCUACGCGGGGAAGCUCAGGAGGGAGGUGGAGGCUCCGCUGGGCGGGCGGCGGUGAUCCCACGUGCUCUCCCGGGCCGGUUGAAACCGUUGGCGGGCGCUGGCUGAGAGGACAAGACUUAAAACCUAUCUUGGAUAAAGAAUAUUUAAUCAUUUAGCUCAAAAUGGUAUUUUUUACAUGCAAUGCAUGUGGCGAAUCAGUGAAGAAAGUACAAGUGGAAAAGCACGUGGCUCUUUGCAGAAAUUGUGAAUGUCUUUCCUGCAUUGACUGCGGUAAAGACUUCUGGGGUGACGACUAUAAAAACCAUGUGAAAUGCAUAACCGAAGAUCAAAAGUACGGCGGCAAAGGUUACGAAGGUAAAACCCACAAAGGCGAUGUUAAGCAGCAGGCUUGGAUUCAGAAAAUUAAUGAAUUAAUAAAAAGACCCAGUGUCAGCCCCAAAGUGAGGGAACUUUUAGAGCAAAUUAGUGGUUUUGACAACGUUCCCAGGAAAAAGGCGAAAUUUCAGAAUUGGAUGAAGAACAGUUUAAAAGUUCAUAAUGAAUCUAUCCUGGAGCAGGUGUGGAAUAUCUUUUCUGAAGCUUCCAGCAAUGAACCAGUCGGGAAGAAGCCAGAUCAGCAGCCACUGGAGCAUGUGGCCAGGCCACAUGGGGAAAAUGCCACCAACGUUCCAUCGUCCCAAGCAAAUGAGAGCAUGGCAGAGCCAGCUGAGGCCAAGAAGAAUAAGAGAGAAAGGAAGGAGGAACGGCAGAAGAAGAGAAAAAAAGAAAAGAAAGAACUAAAACUGGAAAACCACCAGGAGAAUUCAAAAAGUCAGAAGCCUAAAAAGCGCAAAGCGGGACAGGAGGCCGAGCAGGAGGCCAAAGGUGGGGAUACCACCGAGGCCACCAGCCCCACGGGGAAGAAGCAGCAGAGGAAGGGGAGCAAGGCAGAGCGCGCCCGGCCCGGGGCUGUGGAUGGAGCUGCGGAGGCCGGGUCGCCGCAAACCAGUCCAGGGAAGAGAAAGCGGAAGCAUUCGGAAGUUGAAGCAGAUUCAAAGAAGAAAAAGAUUAAGCUCCCAGAACAUUCUGAGGGUGGAGAACCGGAAAACCAUGAGACUCCUGCAAAAGGUAAAUUCAACUGGAAGGGAACUAUUAAAGCGGUUCUGAAGCAAGCCCCCGACAACGAAAUGACAAUCAAAAAGCUAAGGAAAAAGGUUCUAGCCCAGUAUUAUGCUGUGACAGAUGAACAUCACAAGUCUGAAGAGGAACUCCUGGUCAUCUUCAACAAGAAAGUCAGCAAGAACCCCACCUUUAAGUUAUUGAAGGACAAGAUCAAGCUUUUAAAAUGAACAUUUUUAUAUUGAAAAAUUGGAUCCACUCUGUUGAUUUUUUCCUUUUACCACUGUUUGUAAACAUGCAAUGAAUUAUAACAACUCAAAUUUUGCUUUCCAAAGCUGUAUUUUUAAGUUAAGAAAAAUAUAUUUUUCAGUAGACCUUAUAUAAAAAAAUAAAAUAUAUUCUCAUCCCAA
This is a messenger RNA of Camelus dromedarius (Arabian camel), 1542 nucleotides long. It is a transcript of the gene LYAR, whose product is annotated as Ly1 antibody reactive. Gene Ontology annotation, biological process: negative regulation of transcription by RNA polymerase II; rRNA processing. Gene Ontology annotation, cellular component: nucleolus. The transcript has 9 exons. The record is from RefSeq and is a predicted model, not a curated record. Bases 196 to 1362 code for a protein of 388 amino acids. Gene Ontology annotation, molecular function: DNA binding. NCBI's taxonomy places the organism in Eukaryota, Metazoa, Chordata, Mammalia, Artiodactyla, Camelidae.